This is a messenger RNA of Cyanistes caeruleus (blue tit), 2329 nucleotides long. It is a transcript of the gene CNOT8, whose product is annotated as CCR4-NOT transcription complex subunit 8. NCBI's taxonomy places the organism in Eukaryota, Metazoa, Chordata, Aves, Passeriformes, Paridae. The record is from RefSeq and is a predicted model, not a curated record. Gene Ontology annotation, cellular component: CCR4-NOT complex. Gene Ontology annotation, molecular function: poly(A)-specific ribonuclease activity; nucleic acid binding.
UGCAGUGUGUCCCGAGUUCCAUCAGCGAAGGACAGAAUCCCAGAAUGGGUCCGGUUAGAAGAGACCACAGGGGGUCACCUGGCUCAACCUCCCUGCUCAAGCAGGGUCAUCCCAGAGCAUGUGGCACAGGGUUGUGUCCAGACGAUUCUGGAAUAUCUUCAUUGAGUCAGACUCCAAAACCACUCGGGCACACUAAUAAGAUUGCACAGCUUGUGAUUCUACAUUGUCAUUUGAGUUCAGCAUCAGCUGCCUUUUCUGGUCCCUGCAAGAUGCCAGCAGCCCUUGCAGAGAACAGCCAGGUUAUCUGUGAAGUAUGGGCCAACAACCUGGAGGAAGAGAUGAGGAAAAUUCGGGAGAUUGUUCUGAGCUACAGCUACAUUGCCAUGGACACGGAGUUCCCUGGAGUUGUUGUCAGGCCAAUCGGUGAAUUCCGCAGCUCCAUAGAUUAUCAGUACCAGCUCCUUCGUUGUAACGUUGACCUGCUGAAAAUUAUCCAGCUGGGCCUGACUUUCACAAAUGAGAAGGGGGAAUAUCCUUCUGGCAUCAACACCUGGCAGUUCAACUUCAAAUUCAACCUUACGGAAGACAUGUACUCUCAGGAUUCCAUAGACCUCCUUGCCAGCUCUGGGCUGCAGUUCCAGAAACAUGAAGAAGAAGGGAUCGAUACCCUGCAUUUUGCUGAGCUGCUGAUGACGUCUGGGGUCGUCCUCAGUGACAGCGUGAAAUGGCUGUCCUUCCACAGUGGUUAUGACUUUGGCUACAUGGUGAAGUUGUUGACAGAUUCCAGGUUACCAGAAGAGGAACAUGAAUUUUUCCACAUCUUAAACCUUUUCUUCCCAUCUAUCUAUGAUGUGAAGUACUUAAUGAAGAGCUGCAAAAACCUGAAGGGUGGCCUUCAGGAAGUGGCAGAUCAGCUGGAUUUGCAGCGAAUUGGACGACAACACCAGGCAGGAUCAGACUCUCUUCUCACAGGAAUGGCCUUUUUCAGAAUGAAGGAGUUAUUUUUCGAGGAUACAAUUGAUGAUGCAAAGUAUUGCGGACGACUGUAUGGCCUUGGCACAGGAGUGGCUCAGAAACAGAACGAAGAUGUGGACUCAGCCCAAGAGAAAAUGAGCAUUUUGGCCAUUAUCAACAACAUGCAGCCCUGAUGAGUGGUGCCCCUCAGCAGAACAUGUUUACCAUAUUGGCAGCUGCUGUCCUCAACCAUUUUCCCUAAACAGUGUCUCGAACAAAAAGCAUCUCCAGUACACAGGCUGCACCAAGCCUUGCAGUUUUGCUGAAGAGCUGCAUUUUCCUUUGAAACCCAGAAGAGUUGACUGAAUUCCUAAUGCCAGCCUUUGUGGUUUGCCAUAUUUUUAAUACCAAGGGCGAAGGACAGAACCUACUGUGUAUACCUCUGUUUUUUUCCUCUUUAUACUGUACAGAAUCUGCAAGGAAGAUUUACCAGUAGAAUAUUGGGUAGAGCUAAAGGUUUGGAAAUGCAGUGAAAAUGGACACAGACACGCCCGCAAAUUUGCAAUUUGUGUUUUAUAAAGCUUAUUUUAAAACUUCUGCAUGUUGUGAGGGUGACAGCUUCACCUCAUGUGUUGCUUAUUUUAUCUCUGUGGAAAUUGCUCCCUUUGAUCACUGCAGAGGUUUGGGAAUGGAUGACAUUAAAAAUGAUCCUUGCAGCUAAAAAUAUUCAGAGAUUUGCUUUAACAACAGAGGGAAUGGAGAUUAAUGGAGCUUAUUUGAUCAGCACUCCUUAGUUUCUAAUUCUCUGUUACUGCUUUGACCCAUACUAAGCCUCAGCUUUGUUCUUACGGGUAUUAAGGAAAUGCUUUGGAAAUUCAGAGGCCCAAAAGUUCACCUUUGACAGGGGACUGGACCAAUACUCUGACUUCAGUUUUCUUCAACUUAAACCUACAAAUUUUAUUCUUCUCCUGCAACACAACUCGGUCAGCAUGGACAAAUAUUUGUUCCUCUUCUCCCCCGUUUCUCCAGCCCCUCAUUCUACAAUAUGCUUAAAAGGUAAAAGAGUUUCUGUUUUUCUCCUGAGUUUCUGGGUUUUUUUUAUUAUAAACACCUGAAAAGUAGUUAAAAGGAUGAAGAACUUGGGAUUCUGACUUUGAAAAACAUUCUACAGCAUUUUUCUUUCAACAGCUCUUUAAUGACAUUUCUUGAAAGAACAAACCCUUUUGGACAUGUCAAACUCUAAAAAUUUUUAAGACUGUCUGGCAUUUUGAACAAGCUUAAUCCAAUAUUAAAAGAGUUGAGGUUUAGAGCUAGUAUUUGAAAUGUUUGUAAAGACUAGUUUUUAUUUUUUGUAAAAUAAAUUUUUUCAAACCAG